Wickerhamiella sorbophila is the source of this 978-nucleotide messenger RNA. Its product is annotated as Protein MSS2, mitochondrial. The coding region runs from base 1 to 978 and encodes 325 amino acids. Gene Ontology annotation, molecular function: protein binding. The transcript has a single exon. NCBI's taxonomy places the organism in Eukaryota, Fungi, Ascomycota, Dipodascomycetes, Dipodascales, Trichomonascaceae. The record is from RefSeq and is a predicted model, not a curated record.
AUGAUCGCAGGGAUACCCAAACGGGUGCUACGCAAGUAUUUCUACGAGCUCAAGCUUCCCAUUAGCUACAACAAGGCAUCGCAGGCGGUUGCCUCGUGUUUGGCAGAGACCCGGCUACCGAAAGGCGUGAACGCUAGCGAUUUAGUGACUUUGAAAAGAGCAUUAGAAACAUGGAGGCGGCGAGAGUCCACAGUGAGCAGACUGGCUGUCGAGGCCGAGAUGGCGUUGCUGGAAACGGCGGCUGAAAUGGGGGAUCGAGCGGCUAUUGCCCUGUUAUGCGGCGCUCGUUUAAGCGAGAAAUCAGCCACCGAACAGGACUGGAAAGAUGGCUCUGAUCUGUUGAAAAAGUUAAUGGACCGCAAAUUCCCUCUUGCAUACAAAAUCUCUGGCGACUUGGCCUACAAAUUGGGUCAACUCGCUCAAGCUACAAAAUUCUACCAACUUGCAGUGGACGAUGGACUAGAAGACAACAGGCUACAAACAGAGUGCUGGAGAAAUAUUGGACAUUUAUCCUUCAAACAGGGAGAUUUGAGCAGAGCCCUGUCGGCCUUUUCAGAAGCUUGCCAACAUGCAGCGGAUUCUCGCCAAGUUGCCGACUGCCACUUUUUCCUUGCACAGCUCCGUGAAGCCAAUCGUGAAGCAUCAAGGGCCCACCUGGAAAUGGCCGCAUUUCACGGGCUCAGCGAUGCAUUCGUUCCUCUAGGCAUGCUGCUGCUCAACUACUUUGGAGAAGCGGCUUUGGCAAAACACUGGUUGGCAUUGGCCCUUGUUACAGACAAGUCCGGAGCAGCAGCUGUAGGACUGUUCGAUGCAGCUAUGCGACUCAAAGACUACUCGUUAGCCCAAAGUGCCCUGAGCCGAGUGCGGGCUCACCCGAACGCCGAAGAACUGGUGAAAACCCGAACAGACUCAAUUCAAGAGUUGGCGCUGGCCACGACCGAAACAACAGCAGUUGCUGGUGAUCGCUGGAGUUUCUAA